UGCCUGGUUCUGCUGCUCCAUGACACUAAGCGCUUCCACCAGUGCAGGGACUCUGGACCACUCUUCCUCUUCUGGAUUGUCUCCCUGCUCUGUGGGGUGUUCCCGCUCCAGACACUGGUCCGGAAGGCACUGCUGGGCCUGGUUCCUGACCUGCCACGGUUCAGCCUCUUCCUCAUCUCCUAUGGGCUCCAGUUCCUCCUCUUGAUCAUCUCUGCUUUCUCGGAUGUCGCCCCAGAAACAGAGGAAAUGGCCAAGAAGAACCCAGAAGUCACAGCCUCCUUCCUGAGCUCUAUCACCUUUAGCUGGUACAGCAGGUAGGCAAAGCAGGGCGG
Molecule: messenger RNA, 332 nt
Organism: Chelonoidis abingdonii (Abingdon island giant tortoise)
Lineage: Eukaryota; Metazoa; Chordata; Testudines; Testudinidae
Product: ATP-binding cassette sub-family C member 2-like
Source: RefSeq, a predicted model, not a curated record